Molecule: messenger RNA, 507 nt
Organism: Giardia duodenalis
Lineage: Eukaryota; Fornicata; Diplomonadida; Hexamitidae
Product: VSP
Exons: 1
Coding region: 1-507 (168 amino acids)
Source: RefSeq, a predicted model, not a curated record
AUGUUGUACUUGGUAGGUUUAGCAUUCGCUUACUUGGCGCUUGCCGAUCCAAAAUCGUGCACCAACUCUCAAAAUUGUGCAUCUGGAGAUAACUGUCUAGAUGUCAAUAUGAAUGGUUCUCCUACAGAGGUUUGCACAAAAUGCGAGCCAAACAACGUCCCGAUCAACGGGGCGUGCCAGUUGUGUGGGGAGGGGCACUACCUCUACAGCGGAGGAUGCUACGCCGCGUGCCCUCAGGGAACCCCAAAUCCUGAGACUAACACGUGCGACGGAGUCCCCACCCCUGAUUGCAAUCUCCCUAACUGCAAGUCAUGUCCCGACGGUACGUGCACAGAGUGUAACGACGGAUUUGUUCCAAGUAAUGGUAGCGAGUGCGUGUCUUCUAGCGUCAACAAGAGCGAGCUCUCCACCGGCGCCAUCGCGGGGAUUGCUGUGGCUGUGAUUGUUGUUGUAGGUGGUCUUGUCGGAUUCCUUUGCUGGUGGUUCCUCUGCCGUGGAAAGGCGUAG